Messenger RNA from Glarea lozoyensis ATCC 20868, 303 nucleotides. RefSeq lists its product as uncharacterized. The record is from RefSeq and is a predicted model, not a curated record. Lineage: Eukaryota; Fungi; Ascomycota; Leotiomycetes; Helotiales; Helotiaceae. The transcript has a single exon. The coding region runs from base 1 to 303 and encodes 100 amino acids.
AUGCAAUGCACGGCUUGGGCCCAAAGAAGAGUGCAGAAGGUGAUUAGGAGCGCUGCUAGUCUCGCGGAGGGCGAUCCGUCGGGGUGGCCUUGGAUGCACCUUGGGAGUUGCGAAGCUCCAGCUGGCGGGCCUUCUGCGGUGGGGACGUUGGUUUUUUGGGGCGACGGCCCUGCGUUUUCUGACGUCUCGUCACGAGUUUUUGGGAAAAGCAAGCCAACCUUGGAAGUGCCGACACCGAGGAAACGUGCAGGAGCAGCAGCAGGUGGGAGGUGGGAGAUGGGAGCUGGCAGUGCUGGGUAUUAA